Messenger RNA from Chionomys nivalis (European snow vole), 3306 nucleotides. It is a transcript of the gene Rnmt, whose product is annotated as RNA guanine-7 methyltransferase. The transcript has 11 exons. Gene Ontology annotation, cellular component: nucleus. Gene Ontology annotation, biological process: 7-methylguanosine mRNA capping. The coding region runs from base 270 to 1682 and encodes 470 amino acids. Gene Ontology annotation, molecular function: mRNA 5'-cap (guanine-N7-)-methyltransferase activity. Lineage: Eukaryota; Metazoa; Chordata; Mammalia; Rodentia; Cricetidae. The record is from RefSeq and is a predicted model, not a curated record.
UUCUGACCAACUAAAAGGCCAAGGAUUCUGUCAGAUAGCACUUGGGUCCUAUAGCUGAGAUUUCCUUUUCUGUGACCCACCUACCUGGUAUUUCCACCAAUGUAUUUGAGAUUUAGGAUUCUCUUCUGUUACUAUAAAAUUUGCUGAAACUGUUAGCAUGUUAGAACAUGGAAUUUGAGUAACCUAAAUCAGUGUCCCUUAGCCACUGUCACACAAAUUUGGCUCCAGAAUAAACUAUCUCCUAUCCUCUUUGAGUACAAGAACCGGAAAUGGAAAGCUCUGCAAAAACAGAAAAAUAUGAAAAGAUGUCUUUUGACAAGGCAAAAGUGUCCAUAGAUUCUGAAACAGAAUCUCCUCCAAGUGUUAACGAAUCCAUUGCUGCAUCUGGGCCAAAGCUUUCUGAGAAGACUCCUACAUGCCAGCCAAAAGUCAGGAAAGAGUUUGAAGGUGGUCUCAUGGAGGAAAAUUCGAGUUGUGUGGAGGACUCUCCAUCCAAGAAGAGAAAACUCGAUGUUGAGAAUGAGGAAAAAUGCUCGGGUGAUGAUGGAGGUGUCUCAAAGAAAAGGAAACUGGAAGGGGGUGAUGUUUCCGGAGACGAGCCUUCCUCUGGAGGGGCCACCCAGAGAGAGAGAGAACUGCAGUCCGAGGACGUUGCAGAAAAGCGGAAAAAGCUGGAGGCAGGACACAGCUCUGCCGUCGCUGCCCACUAUAACGAGCUUCAGGAAGUGGGUUUGGAGAAGCGCUCUCAGAGUCGCAUCUUUUACCUAAGAAACUUUAAUAAUUGGAUUAAAAGUAUCCUUAUUGGGGAAUUUUUAGAAAAGGUACGACAAAGGAAAAAUCGUGACAUCACUGUUUUGGACCUAGGAUGUGGAAAAGGUGGAGAUUUGCUCAAGUGGAGGAAGGGGAGAAUUAGCAGGCUGGUGUGUGCUGAUAUUGCUGAUGUUUCUAUGAAACAGUGUCAGCAGCGCUAUGAAGACAUGAAAGGUCGUCGUGAUAAUGAAUAUAUGUUUAAGGCAGAAUUUAUAACUGCUGACUGCUCAAAGGAACUUUUGGUUGAAAAACUUCAUGAUCCAGAAAUGCGCUUUGACAUCUGCAGUUGUCAGUUUGCUUGCCAUUACUCCUUUGAGUCCUCGGCGCAAGCUGAUAUGAUGCUCAGAAAUGCUUGUGGAAGGCUUGUCCCUGGGGGCUAUUUUAUUGGUACCACCCCCAAUAGCUUCGAACUGAUAAAACGCCUUGAAGCUUCAGAAACAGAAUCAUUUGGAAAUGAAAUAUACACUGUGAAAUUCCAGAAGAAAGGAAGUUAUCCUUUAUUUGGCUGCAAAUAUGACUUCAACUUGGAAGGUGUUGUGGAUGUCCCUGAAUUCUUGGUCUAUUUUCCAUUGCUAACUGAAAUGGCAAAGAAGUACAAUAUGAAACUAAUAUAUAAAAAAACAUUUCGGGAGUUCUAUGAAGAAAAAAUUAAGAACAAUGAAAACAAACUGCUCUUAAAACGAAUGCAGGCCCUGGAACCAUACCCUGCAAACGAUAACUCUAAACUAGCCUCUGAAAAGGUCAGUGACUACGCACAUGCUGCCGAGUACAUGAAGAACAGUCACGUAAGGUUUCCUCUGGGAACCUUAAGUAAGUCAGAAUGGGAAGCUACAAGUAUCUACUUGGUCUUUGCCUUUGAGAAGCAGCAGUGAGCAGUUAAUUGCCUCCGAGCAGCACUCCAUCCUUACAGAUGGAACAGACCAUCUCAGAUACAUUUGACAGCUGUUUGUUUAUUUACUAGUAAGUUCUCAAUGUGUAAGAUGCUGCCAACAAGCCCAGUGUAUAGAUUUGACACUGUCUGUGACAGGUUAGCAUUGUGUGUGUGUGUGUGUGUACAUAAGAAUGCUUUGUCUUUACGAUCUAUUUUUAUGUAAUAGUCUAAGAAUUGGUUCCCUCUGCUAUCAGAAACUAUAACAAAGCAUGUCAGAGCACCUGACCUCUCCCCAGUGCUGAUUGCUGAGUGUGUUUACGGAGUUGAAUUUACAACAGCUGUAGACUUGGCAAAGGAGUGCUAGCUUGCCGCCGUGCACUCCAAGUUUUGUUACAGUGUUUUUCAGUAUGAAAUGGAUUGUGUUCUAUACAUUUGAAUGUAAGUGUUCAAUUAUAUAUUGCUAAAGUUAUAAGAUUAAAACUUGAUUUUAGAUUGUUAUUAAGAGCUACCUGGCUAGAUUUUGACUGUGUUUCAAUAAAAUAACUGUUUGCUAAUACUAUGAAAUUCUGAGACUUUAUAGAAGAUUUUAGAUGGCAGCAUAGAGAUAUUGUGGAAUGGUUUGGUAUUCUGUUAAGAAUUUCCUACCAUAGAAAUUAAUAUAUCCAAUUAUUGAGAUUAAUUAAGGUACUUUUAACUUUCUUCAUUGGACAAUGAUUCAAUGGUUAGAUUUUCUUAAGAUUUGUGAAAAUGCCAUGUCAUAGUCCUGUUACAUAUUUUCUUCAGUGCAUGUAUGCAGGUGCAGCAGGAGGUGUGCCGUGAGGGAAAGAGGUAGACUUCAGGUGGAUCCUCACCAAUAGGAGACCUCAGUUAGAUGCUGUAUCCUUCCCAAUCCCAAACAAGCAAGCCAUGCUCUUUUCUUCCACCAUUGGUAUUCACACAGCAGAGUCCACUGUCUGAUUGUCAUUCAGACAUGCAUUUGUUGAGGCAUAUAUCAUAUAGAGGUUGGCAUGGCUGCCUUCCAAGUAUUUACUUGCUGUCUCACAACCAAUAAAAUUGUCAUUAAGUUGUCAAUUGCAGAAUUGACUUCUAGAACUGAUGCCUGUGUGAACUGCUAUUGUACAUUUACGAAAUCUGACAGCCUUUAGAUACAUCAAGAAACUUAAAAACGAAUACAAUUAUAUUUUCUUUUAAAAAUCAUGUAUUUAAAGGACAAUUUACAAAGAUCAUGCUUUCUAUAAAAAUCUAUAGUACUUGCUUUAAAAGUAGUAAGCUUUGGGCUGGAGUGAUGGCUCAGCAGUUAAGAGUUCUGGCUGCUCUUGUAGAAGACCCAUAUUCAGUUACCAGCUUCUAACUGUCUCUAACUCCAGUUUUUGGGGCUCUGACACCGGUUUUGGUCUCCAUAGGUACCAGGCAUGCACAUAAUGCAUAUACAUACAUGCAGGCAGAACACUCAUACAUACAAAAUAAAAAUAAUUAUUAAAAAAUUAAAAGCAUAAUCAGUUUAUAUAUUGUCACUGCUCAUAGUAUUAGAGAGUAUCUUUUGUGCAGGGUUUGGGGUGUGGGAAUGAAAGUUCUUGCUCUUAGAAAUUUAGGCUCAUUUUAUCCCUGGGGAAGACACUACUAAG